Neoarthrinium moseri is the source of this 645-nucleotide messenger RNA. RefSeq lists its product as uncharacterized. Lineage: Eukaryota; Fungi; Ascomycota; Sordariomycetes; Amphisphaeriales; Apiosporaceae. The transcript is spliced from 3 exons. The record is from RefSeq and is a predicted model, not a curated record. The coding region runs from base 1 to 645 and encodes 214 amino acids.
AUGAAGUUCACCAUCUUCGCCGCCGGCAUCCUGUCGGCCGUUGCCGUCAGCGCCGCGCCCGUGCCAGACCCCGUCGCUGAGCCCCUGCCCAUGCCCAGUCCCUCCGGCAUCCCGAGCGCCGCAACGGCCAAGACACAGCUCGCGGCCCUCACCGUGAAGGCGUCUGUCAGCGGCGAUGACUACGACCGGGAUCUGUUCCCGACAUGGAUCACAAUCUCGGGUACCUGCGACACGCGUGAGUACGUGCUCAAGCGAGACGCCACCAGCAUCACCGUCGACAGUGCCUGCAAGGCGACCGCCGGCAAGUGGACAAGCCCGUAUGAUGGCGCAUCCUGGACGGCCGCGAGCGACCUGGAUAUUGACCACAUGGUCCCACUGAAGAAUGCCUGGAUUUCUGGUGCCAACGCGUGGACCACGGCCAAACGCCAGCAGUUUGCCAAUGAUGUGACACGGCCACAGCUGUGGGCUGUGACGGACAACGUCAACCAGUCCAAGAGUGACAAAAGCCCGGACCAGUGGAAGCCGCCGCUGUCCAGCUUCUAUUGCGUCUAUGCCCGCGCCUGGGUCCAGGUGAAGUCGUACUGGGAGCUGAGCAUCACGAGCGCCGAGAAGUCGGCCCUCACAAGCAUGUUGAACACGUGCUAA